AUGGGGUGUAUAAAUAGCAAAGUAAAAGAGAAAAGAAAAAUAAAAAAAAGAAAAAAGGAAGAAUGUAAUUUAAUAGAAAAUGUUGAAGGGAAUAAUGUGGGUAAUAAGAAUGUAUCAAGUUAUGUGAUGAAAGAAAAAAAAAAUAAUGAAAAGGAUGAUGAAAAUAAUAAUAUUGACUGUAAUAAUAAUGAUAAUAAUAAUGAUAAUAAUAAUGAUAAUAAUAUGAAUUGUAAGAAUCAUUAUAUUUAUAACGAUAAUAAUUUGGUGAAGAACAAUAUUGACAAUUCCAAAGAAAGGUUUUAUUACAAAAAAAAUAUAUUCAAGAAUAUUUCGAAUAAGUGUAGUGAUAAAAAAUUACUUACAAGCAGCGAUAAGGAGAAUAUUACUUAUGUAAUAAAAAGUUCAACAAAUAAUAAAAGUAUAAUAAAUAAUAAUAAUGAUAAUAAUAAUAAUAAUAAUUUAUUUUUAUUUAAAGAUAAUAAUGAAAAUAAAUCCAAUAAAUCGUAUUAUUAUAAUGAAGUGUAUACAAAUAUAGAACCAAAUAAAUAUGAUAUUUGUAAAAGUAGAAGUAUGGAUUUAGAAAAUGUAAAGAUAAAUUGUAAUUUAAUAGAAGAUAAAAAAUAUAAAAUUAAAAAUUAUGAGAAUAAAAAAAGAAAUGAUAAAUUACUUAAAAAUUCAUUUACUAAUAUUAUACAUACCAUUAGUAACACACUAUUAAAUAGAAGAUCAUAUAGAAAGAAUAAAUAUAAAAAACAAAAGAAAGUACAAAGUGCUCAUGAUGUAUUUACGUCUUAUAGAAAUAAUAAGGAUGAUAAUAUUUUUGAUCAUCAUUUUAAACAUUAUGAAGAUGAGAAUGAUUUAUAUAUGUUAUAUUUAAAAAAUAAUUAUAAAAAUAAAAAGGAUCAACAAAAAUUAUUUAGUAAUAUGAGAAAAAAUAAAGAUUUAUUAAUGUAUUAUCAUGAUUUUAAAAAUAUUAUAUUAAAACGAAAUUCAUUCUUAUACAUAUAUGAAUAUUAUAAAUAUAAUUGUGAUGUUUUUAAUUUACUUUCUUUAAUGCCUAGUCAUAUAUCAGAAAAUAAAAAAGCUUCAAAAAUAUUAUUUGAGAGCUCUUUUAUUGGGAAAUAUAUUAUAUUACCAUGGAUAGAUAAUGAUCCAGAUAUUAAAAAUAAUUUAUAUCUUAAAUAUGUACAGAAUUAUUUAGAUAUGAAAGAACAUAUUAAAGAAAUGAAUCAUAGUCAUUAUCACAAUAAUCCAAAUCAACAAUUAUCAUAUUGUAACCUUUUUAAUAAUACAAUUAAUAAUACUAAUCACCAUGAUUAUAAUAAUAAUAAAAAAAAAAAAAAAAUGAAAUGUGCACACACAAAUAAAACACAAUCGAACUUCUCUUAUACAUAUCUUUUAUGUAGUCAUCCUUAUGAAGAUCGAAAAAAAAAAACAGGCAUUGUACUUAAUAAGAUGAAUAAAAAAAAUCUUUUUCUAAGAAAAAAAAAAGAAGAAAAGAAAAAUAAAUAUGUUACUACUAAUAAAACAAAUCUUAGUCUUCACCAAGUUUUUAAAAAUAACCUUCGCAAAAAUCUCAUCUAUAAUAAUAUAAAAGAUAAUCAUAAAACAAAAAUAAAAAAUAAACACAUAACUAAUGAACUCAAGGAAUCUUUAAUCAAUUCUGAGGAUUUUUAUAAAAUAGAUACGACAUUAAAUAACAUGUUGAAUCAGGGAGAUAAAAUAAAAUCAAUAAAUCAUAUAGAAGACAUAGGUACAAAUGAAUGUACAAAUAAAAUAUCUCAUAAUAUGUAUAAUAUAUAUGACAAAAAAGAAAAAAAUAUAAAUGUAAAAAGUUAUGAUAACACACAUUCUACUAAUACGAUUAUAAUGUCAAAUGAUAAUAUAAAGAAAAAUGAUUUACAUUAUAUAAAUGAACAUUAUAAUGAAAAAUGUGACGAUAAUAUAUAUGAUUAUUAUAUUACAUCAUCCAUAGAUGCGUUUAAAUCCAGGCCCUCUUCAUCAUCCCACCUUAAUGAAAAUCAUGAUAAGAAGAGUGAAAAUUUUAAUUUGAAUCUAAUAUAUCAAAAAAAAAAAGAAAAUAAUAAUAAUAAAAAAAAAGAAAAUAAUGAUAAUAAAAAAAAAGAAAAUAAUAAUAAUAAAAAAAAAGAAAAUAAUAAUAAUAAAAAAAAAGAAAAUAAUAAUAAUAAAAAAAAAGAAAAUAAUAAUAAUAAAAAAAAAGAAAAUAAUAAUAAUAAAAAAAAAGAAAAUAAUAAUAAUAAAAAAAAAGAAAAUAAUAAUAAAAAUAAUAAUAAUAAUAAUAAUAACCAUAUUAGUAUUAAUAAUAUUGUCAAACCUUCAUUCAUUUUUGAAGCAAAUUAUGUAGAGGAAGGGAACCAUCGCGAUACACAACAUAAUAAUCUUGAGUAUGCUAACGCAGAAAUAAAUAAUAAAAUUUAUGAUGUUCAUACAUAUAGGAAUUAUAAUAUUGAGAAAGAAGAAAAACAUUAUUCCCAUUAUGUAGAAAAUGAAAAAGAAGGAAUGGGUAAAAGCAAAGAACGUAAAGGUUACUUAAAAUGUAAUACAAGCAAAUAUGAUAAAAUUAAAAAUAAUAAUUAUAUUAAUGAUGUGUAUAAUAAUAAUGCAAGUGUUAAAGAGAUACAAAAAUUUAAACAAAAGGAUAAAGAGACUGAUAAAUUGAAUGAUAAAUGGAAUGACAAAUCGUAUGACAAAUCGUAUGAUAAAUGUAAUGACAAAUGUAAUGACAAAUAUAAUGACAAAUCGUAUGACAAAUCGUAUGACAAAUCGUAUGACAAAUCUAAUUAUAAACAAAAAAGUAAAACAAACGAAUCGAAGAAUAUCAAAUUAGAAUGGGAGAAAUGCUUAUUAGAUACUUGUGAUCAUAAAUAUAUAGUAAAUGAGGAUUGUAUUAAAAAGAAUUACAUGUGUUGUAAAAAAUGUGAUAAGAAGAGAUGUAUAUUUCAUUACGUAAAUGGUUUUAAAUUAUAUGGAUGGUUGAAUUAUAAAUGGACAGAUCCCGAUGGGUUCUUAGAAUUAAGUAUUAGACAAAAAAGAAAAUUUGAUUCUUGGAAAAGAUUAUCAGAAUUAUAUGAAAAUCCAAUUGUUAUGUCACCAUAUUUAUAUAAUAAUUGUAUAAGACAAGGUUUUGUUGCGGAUUGUUCUUUUCUGUCUUCAUUAACAGUAUUAAUAGAAUAUGAGAAAAAACAUAAGAUACCUGUUAUUUCUAGUAUUAUAACACCUUGUAGUUGGAAUUAUUUAUGUAUAAAUAAAACGUGGCCUAUUUUUAAUCCUUGUGGUAUGUAUAUAUGUAGACUUCAUUGUAAUGGUAUACAAAGAAAGAUAAUAAUAGAUGAUUAUGUACCGGUUAAGAACAAUAAUUCAUUGCUUGUGGCUUAUUCAAAUAAUCAAAAAGAAUUAUGGGUUACCUUAUUAGAAAAAGCUUUUGUUAAAUUGAUGGGAGGAUCAUAUUCUAUGUUUGGUUCUAAUCCUGGUUCUGAUUUGUAUUAUUUGACAGGUUGGAUACCAGUAACCAUAUCUUUGAAAUCUAAGAUUAGUAGUUCUCCCCCUUCUUUUGACAAACAUAGUACGCAUUCUUUAAUAAGGGAUGAGCGUAUAGAUGAAUUGGUAUAUGAAACUAACGAGGUAAUGAUAAAUAAGAAACAUGGAUAUGUUAACAGUGUUGAAUUUGUAGAGGACACAAAGUAUAAUCAUAAUAAUAAUAAUAAUAAUAAUAAAAAUAAUACGGAUCAUGAUCAAUAUAUGUGUGAUGAUAAUAUAUGUUUUAAUAAUUACAAUUUUUGCUAUAAAGACGAUUAUGAAGUAAGAAAUAAGCUCCAGAAACAGUUUUUAAAGGAAGAAUUAGCCACUAUGGAUUUUGCUAAAUAUAUGAACGGGUCAGUGGAUAAUUAUAGUGAUUUGAUUAAAAGAGGAGGCCAUAAAACGUUGGGUAUAAAUUGUGAAGAAGGAAAAUAUGAACCAUAUGAACAAUAUGAACAAUAUGAAGAGUAUGACGAGAAAUGGGAUAGUGUUUGGAAUAAUAUUUAUGAUGGCAUAAAAAAAGGAAAAUGUGUUGUGUGUUUAGGUACAUUAGAAUUAAAGGAUGCUGCGCCAUCUGGUUUAGAUUAUCCAGAAGGUGUUUCUAUAUCAACAGGGAUUGUAACAAGACAUGCUUAUUCAAUAUUAAAUAUAGAAAAUUAUAAUGGAGAUAAAUUAUUAUAUAUAAAAAACCCUUGGGGUUGUAUUAGAUGGAAAGGAAGAUAUUCUCAUAAUGAUUAUGAAACAUGGACUAAAGAAUUACAAAAAAAAUUAAAUUAUUCAUUAGAAAAAGCUAUAAGUAAAGAUGAUGGUUGUUUUUGGAUUCCUUGGAAAGAUGUAAUAAAAUAUUUUUCACAUAUAUAUAUAUGUUGGAAUAGUGUUAUUUUUCCAUACCAAUUUGAAAUACAUACAAAAUGGGAAAACAAUAGUUUAUUAAAUUCAUCCAUAUUAUUAGAUGAUACACAUUUAGUUGCGUACAAUCCUCAAUUUGCUCUACAUUUAAAUGUAAGAAAACAAGAUUUAUCAGAAGAUGGCUUAUAUUAUAUAGGUAAGAAACCAAUAGAAGUAUGGAUACUUUUAUCAAGACAUGUAAGAGAACGUAAAACGGAUGUGUCUCAAAAAUAUUUAGCUUUACAUGUGCAUGCAGGUAAUGAUAGAAUCAUAUGUCCUUUAUUUCCAAUAAAGCAAGGGAUAUAUUCGAAUGGAGAGUGUACAUUUAUAAAGUUGAUAAUAGGUGGUAAGGAUGACCUGACGAGUAUUAAUAUGAUGUAUGAUUCGAAGAAGGAAAAAAAUAAAAGUAAUACGCAAAAUGUGGAAAAUUGUAAAAAUGUAGAGAAUAUAAUAAACAACACGGUUAAUAUGAAUAAUAUGUAUAAUGUGGAUAAUGUGGAUAAUGUGAAUAAUGUGGAUAAUAUGUAUAAUAUGUAUAAUGUGGAUAAUGCGAUAACUAAUGUACAAAAAGAAAAUGGCACAUAUAAUAAAGAAAAAUACAAUAAUAAUAUAGUCACUAGUAAGGACCGAACAAAUGUUAAUAAUGAAAAACAAAAUAUUGAAAAUGAUCCAGAUGUAUUGAGAAAUAUAGAUUAUGUAUUAAUUGUAUCCCAGUAUUCACAAAAAGAAGAAUUUAAUUUUACUAUUAAAGUAUUUAGUCAUACCCAUUUAUCAUUAUAUGAAAUACCUCCAUUAUUACCUGAUAAUUAUUCAUCAUUAUAUUUUAAAGGUAUGUGGACCAACAAAAGUGCAGGUGGUUGUUCUAAUAAUUUGUGGUCGUAUUUUAGAAACCCUCAUAUACGUUUAUAUGUUCCAGAAUGUACAAGAUUUUAUAUAUUCUUAGAAUGUUCUCAAGAGCAUUCAGUUAAUUUAAGAAUAUUUAAGGGUAAUACAUCAUCACCUAGAUCUUUAAAGAAAGGAGAUAUAAUAUCUAGUGGUCCAUAUAAAGCUGGUUGUUGUUAUAUAGAAUGUACAUUAGAAAGUGGAAUAUAUUGUCUGUUGCCUUCUUUAUAUAGAGCUAAUGUUACUGGUAAUUAUCAAAUAUGUGUACAUUAUCCAAAUAAUAAAGAGAAACCGAUUUUGUAUUUUAUUCCUUAUUCUUAUAUUGUACCCCCCUUUUCAUUUUUCAAAUAUGAAUUGGUACAUUUAUAUUCUUUAAAAAAUUAUUCCGUCAUUUUAUUUCAUACAACAUGUAUGACUUUAUUAUCUUUAAGAAUAACAUUUUUUCAAAAUAUGGAUAUUAAAGGCAUACCAUUUGUUAAUAUAUAUAAACGAAUUAGCGACUCAAGAAAGAUAGCAGACGAUUGUGAAAAUGGAAACAUUUUAAAAAAUAAUUCAUUCAUAUCAUGUAUUACUUAUAAUAAUUCAAUAUAUAAAUUAAUUCAAAAAUGUAAUAUUCAUGGAAAUACAGGAAAUGACGUCCUUCCUCUUUCAACAUGUGCAUAUGAUUAUUAUAUAAAAUUUAAUUCCGUAUUAAUACCCUUAGUAGAAUUAGAAAAAGAAGAUUCUUCUUAUUUAUUACUAAUAACUACAAAUAUAAAAGAUGAUAUUCUAUAUAACCACGAGGCUCAUUUUAUAUCGGACAAACAAAUUUUUGUGGAUAAAUUUUAUCCACCCCAAUAA
This is a messenger RNA of Plasmodium falciparum 3D7, 6147 nucleotides long. It is a transcript of the gene Pcalp, whose product is annotated as calpain. Lineage: Eukaryota; Apicomplexa; Aconoidasida; Haemosporida; Plasmodiidae. Gene Ontology annotation, molecular function: hydrolase activity; cysteine-type peptidase activity; peptidase activity. The record is from RefSeq and is a predicted model, not a curated record. Gene Ontology annotation, biological process: proteolysis.